AUGCUUGUUUUAUGUCCUAUUGAUCAGCAUUCCAUUAACGGGGACGAGAUGAUAGGAAGAAAUAAUGACAUGGCUCUUCCAACCCAUCAAAUAAAUUUUACUAAUGUUGACAUUUGGUCAGUGAAUGACAACAUUUCGGUGACUGCCGAGCCACAAGCGCAGGACGUCCCGCAUGUACCUCUCUACGUCACCAUCUACGUUACAAUCUUUAAUGUAGCCAUCUUUUUAGUCGGCGUCAUUGGCAACAUCCUGGUGAUAGUCGUGGUGGCUAAAGUGAAGGAUAUGCGCACCAGCAUUAACCUGUACUUGGUGAACUUGAGCGUGGCCGAUCUCCUGGUGUUGCUGGUGUGCCAACCUACAGCAUUGCUGGAGUUUUACUCAAAGGAGAGGUGGUACCUGGGAGCA
Messenger RNA from Candidula unifasciata, 405 nucleotides. The record is from the annotation of a GenBank genome assembly. NCBI's taxonomy places the organism in Eukaryota, Metazoa, Mollusca, Gastropoda, Stylommatophora, Geomitridae.